Suncus etruscus (white-toothed pygmy shrew) is the source of this 1473-nucleotide messenger RNA. RefSeq names its product tripartite motif-containing protein 75-like. The record is from RefSeq and is a predicted model, not a curated record. Gene Ontology annotation, molecular function: zinc ion binding; protein binding. Lineage: Eukaryota; Metazoa; Chordata; Mammalia; Eulipotyphla; Soricidae.
AUGGCCCUGGCGGCCUCCCUGGCUGAGCUAUGCGCAGAGGCCUGCUGCCCCUUGUGCCACGAUUUCCUGCAGGAGCCUGUGACCCUGGAAUGUGGCCACAACUGCUGUGGCUCGUGCCUGCAGCAGCGCUGGGAGCAUCUGCACGACGUCCUGCCCUGCCCCGUGUGCCUGCACCCCUGCACAGAUGGGCACCCCCAGAAGAACACGCAGCUGGGGUUGAUUGACCUGGUCCAGCAGAUUCUGUGCAUGAGGAAGAAGAACAAGGAAGAAGAGGGCAGAGGCCUCUGUGAGAGGCACCAGCAAGUCCUGAGCCUGUUCUGCGAGGACGACCUGGAGCUGCUGUGUGGCCAGUGCACUGCCUCCCCUGACCACCGGGCCCACGUCCUGACACCCAUCGCAGAAGCUGCUGCUCAUCACAGGGCGAAGCUUAAGAGCUGCCUAGGGCAGCUGGGAGAGCAGCUGAAGGAGGCAGUGAGGGCCUUGGAAAGGAACGACGCCGAGUUCACCGAGCUGAAAGGCCAGCUGAAACUGCAGAAGCAAAAUGUGACCCAAGAAGGCAGCCAAUUGGCGCAGUUCUUGAGGAAACAGGACUAUUCCAUGGGGAAGAAGCUGGUUCACCAAAAAGCCGGUAUUUACCGACACGUGCUGAAAACCAAACAGCAGCUGUCCAGGGAAGCCUGCACCGGGAAGGAGCUGCUCAUGGCGCUGCAGAAGGCUUGUCUGCAGGCAGAUGCCCACCUGCUCCAGGACGCUGCAGCCCUGCACCUGGCCUGGAGGCAGCACCAGAGUCUGGAGUUCCCUGAGGCCCCUUCCUUGGAGCACAAAGGGGAGAGUCUCUCUCUGCCCCGCUACAUCGGCUUGGACAACAUGAGGGCCAAGUUCCAGGUGCACCUGACGCUGGACCCUGAGACUGCUCACUCGGAUCUCUUGAUCUCCCACCAGACAACCGCCAGCUACUGCCAGGAGGGCGCCCAGCCCAGCCCCGGGAUGCGCCCCCGUGCCUUCACCUCCCGCGUGGCUGUCCUGGGGGCCCCGGGCUUUGGGGGUGGCCGGCACUUCUGGCAGGUGGAGAUCCGCGGCUUGGGGGUCUGGUGUCUGGGCGUGUGCACCGAGGCCUUCUCCAGGGACACUUGGGCCGCGCAGACCCCGAGCAAUGGCUGCUGGCAGGUGCCCGUGACCGUGUCGCUGACCCUACCCGGUUUUCCGAUGUGGAAAGCAGCAGUUGCCUGCAUUGGAGUUUUUCUGGACUACGAGUUGGGGGAGAUUUCCUUCUACAACAUGAGCAAGAAGACCCACAUACACACACUCACUGGGACAUUCACCGAGAGGCUUGUGCCUUAUUUUUCGGACAACCAAGAAGACGCCAUUGAACAUAAACUCCAGGACCUAAACCUGGUACAAGCCCCACCCAAUAAGGUGGAGCCAGUGGAGCACAGCUGCUCAGCUUCUCUCCGUGCAGUCCGAAUCUUCUAA